CUUAAACGUUUGAAAUACUAAAGUAUUUUGAGUUCAAAACUUGUUUAACUUUUUCAGUGAACUGAGCUUUUCGCUGUUAACUUUUAAUUGUUUAAAAUCAUGGAAUGAAUUCUUGAUUUAUACUUAACAAAGUUAUGCUUCUUUCUUAAUAUUUGUCUUAAAAUUCAUCAAGAACUUUAUAUAUUUUGGUACUAUUCUUCAAGGAAGUUAAAUCAAAGGGCAAAUUAGAACGAUGAUUCUUUCAUUCUUGGCGGUAGGUCUAGUAUCUUUGAAUAUCAUCGGUCAAAUAGCAGGUCAAGAAUGUCCAGCAAUAUUUGAAAGAUAUUGUGCCCAUCAUUCGGCCUGUUUGUCGCCCAACAGUAAUUGUGAGAUCUUGGCUUAUUACCCAACUAUUAGUGAAAUUUCGGAUAUCGUCAAUUUACACAAUAAUAGAAGAAAUGAUGUAGCAUCUGGACAUACAAAUCUGCCUCCAGCAAAAAAUAUGCUUCAGAUGGAAUGGGAUUACGAAUUAGCUGCAGUAGCCCAAAGUUAUGCCAAUCAAUGUAUUUAUGCACAUGACAAAGCAAACUGUCGCAGAGUCAGAAAUUUCGGCGUUGGGCAAAACAUUGCCAUUCAGAAAGAUACAGGUGGACAUACGGUGCCAGACCCAGAUUGGAAUUUUGCAGUAAACGAAUGGUUUGCGGAAAUACGUUAUUUCUCUUCCCAGAUGAUUUGCCCUUUUGAACCUCCUACUCAAGGAAGUCAAGAGUACAGACAUUUCUCACAGCUUGCCUGGGCAAACUCAUUUCGAGUAGGCUGUGGUUAUGUUUUGUACAAAGAAGGGAAUGUUUUCCAAAAUGAAACAUAUACAAGAUUGUAUGUUUGCAAUUAUGGGCCAACAGGAAAUGUGUACGGCGAAUGUGUUUAUGAAGCAGGAAAUCCUUGCGGUAACUGUCCUUAUAAUACUUGCUGUGGUUCAUCAUGUUCUUACUUUAAUAGUUUAUGUCGCAGGACAAAUGAAAAUCCUCCCGAGUAUCCUCCACCACAACCUAAUUUAUUUUAUUGUGCCUUUCAAAACAAUGAUGAUUGUGAAAACUAUAUCGAUGGCAAUCCCAACUGGAUCAUAGAACCUACUCUUGGAGGUAACUACUUAGGCAUCGUAUUAGAUGCCGGAGAUAACAGUACAAUUGUGUUUAAAAAGAACAUAAAACCAUCACAAGAAAACUUUUGUGUUAUCCUCACGUAUCGUAAAGGCCCCAACAAGUACUCGGACCCAAUGGCAAAUGAGGCCCAGGAAGUCUUGUACAUUCCUGAACGAAAUUACAUGGUCAAUCAGGCACUACCAGGUUAUGACAACCCAUCUAGACAACAAUUCAGUACAUACAAUUUGACUCUGAGCUGGGAUUUAGAAACUCAGUUCAAGAUUUCUUUUGCCGUUCCUGCAGGAGCAACCCCUCAGUUCCUGAAUGUGAAGUCCAUUUUAGCUGUUGAUGGAGCAUGCGAAAAUAAGAGUUAGUAAAGGUUUAAAUAAUGUCUUGUUAUUGAUAUAAUAUGUUGCUCUGAAAUCGUAAUAAAAUUGAAUUAAAUCGCA
Messenger RNA from Argiope bruennichi, 1570 nucleotides. RefSeq names its product CRISP/Allergen/PR-1-like. The transcript is spliced from 9 exons. Gene Ontology annotation, cellular component: extracellular region. Bases 233 to 1495 code for a protein of 420 amino acids. Lineage: Eukaryota; Metazoa; Arthropoda; Arachnida; Araneae; Araneidae. The record is from RefSeq and is a predicted model, not a curated record.